Molecule: messenger RNA, 651 nt
Organism: Lentinula edodes (shiitake mushroom)
Lineage: Eukaryota; Fungi; Basidiomycota; Agaricomycetes; Agaricales; Omphalotaceae
Exons: 1
Coding region: 1-651 (216 amino acids)
Source: RefSeq, a predicted model, not a curated record
AUGUUACUAUGGAGGUACAACUAUCAAGCAGCCUACAUUGACUGGGGCAAAACAGGCAAUCUCAGUGAAGCGCAUAUAGUCGAUCUAUCUGAGGAAACACUCUGCAACUAUGCUGCAUCCUUCAUGAGCAGAGAAGCUGGCAGUACAGUUAGAGCAAAGCUUGCUGCGGUUAAAAAUCCUAGUCACGACCAAGGGCUUUGGUUGGCGUGGUGGCAUUCAGUUGCGAGAGGUGCUCAAUGGUGUCGAAAGAGCCACUCCCACCUUGUCCUUCCGGUCAAAGCGGAAUGGCUCAAUCUCCUACAUGAUGACUUGGAUAACACAGGUCAAGGUGCCUUCAACAGCUGUGUCACAGCGUGUGCGGACUUGGUGUUCUAUGGCCAGCUGAGGCUUGGAGAAGUCUUGUCACAUUCCCCACUCACGACCAACUACAACAGCUCAAAGCUGCUAUUAGUUCGCGACCUCAACAUCCCUCACAUCUCGGACCACAAAUCAUCGGCCAAACUACGACUUCCUUGUACAAAGACCCACCAGGCAAGGGGCGAAUCGGUGGUCCUAAUCAACCAUGAUAUCAAGUCUAAUGCUGUACGAGCAUUAUCCCACCACAUCAAGGAGAACAACCUGUCACCAGGGGACCCACUGUUUGCCUACUGA